Messenger RNA from Hemibagrus wyckioides, 776 nucleotides. It is a transcript of the gene mrpl18, whose product is annotated as mitochondrial ribosomal protein L18. NCBI's taxonomy places the organism in Eukaryota, Metazoa, Chordata, Actinopteri, Siluriformes, Bagridae. Bases 146 to 706 code for a protein of 186 amino acids. Gene Ontology annotation, biological process: translation. Gene Ontology annotation, cellular component: ribosome; mitochondrion. The record is from RefSeq and is a predicted model, not a curated record. The transcript has 4 exons. Gene Ontology annotation, molecular function: 5S rRNA binding; structural constituent of ribosome.
GGACUGUAAUCAGUGUGACACACGCAAGAUGGCUGCUUACAGGAGCGUGUUGAGUUUAGAUCGCUAGUUCGGAUUUUUUUUGUGUGUGUGUAGUUAGUGCUUUGUUUGUUUGUGUGUGUGUGUGUGUGUGAGAGCAGUUGUGGUUAUGGCUGCUGUUAGAGGGUUUUAUCGCUCCGUCCGUUUGCUGCUGCUCGGAAAGAAACACACCGAGCCAUGGAGCCAGGACAUCACAGUGAGGAGUUGGAGUGGAGCUGUAGCUGAACCAGCGCCAGAGGUCAGUCAGAAUGAAGUUAAUCAGACCUUCGUGAACCGGAACCCAAGGAAUCUGGAGCAGAUGGCCAUCGCUGUGAAGGACAGAGGCUGGGAGACCGUCUGGCCUAAGAGAGAGUACUACCACAGGUUGGUGUUGAAGCGCUCGCAGCAUCACGUGUCAGCAGCGGUGUUUCCUCGCGACUCUGACGUCCCGGUGUUGACGUGCUCCACGCAGGAGUGGGCGGUGAAAAAGCAGCUGAGCUCCACACACUCGGUGGCCGCGUGUCGCGCCGUGGGAGACGUUCUGGCUCAGCGAUGCUGCGAGGCCGGAAUCAUACGACUCUUUUACAGAGAGGUUCCCUGGACCUUCCGCUCCGACGCUGUCCAGACGUUUUGGACAGCUAUGAAGGAGGGAGGUGUGUUGCUCAGUGAACCCAAACGGAAAUUUAUUUAAUGUGUAUUUUGUUCUUUUAUAAUCUGAAGCACUAAUAAAGAUCUGAAUAAACAAUUUUUUCCAGUUGAAA